Sphaeroforma arctica JP610 is the source of this 1596-nucleotide messenger RNA. RefSeq lists its product as hypothetical. The record is from RefSeq and is a predicted model, not a curated record. Lineage: Eukaryota; Ichthyosporea; Ichthyophonida. Gene Ontology annotation, molecular function: 1-alkyl-2-acetylglycerophosphocholine esterase activity. The transcript has a single exon. Bases 1 to 1239 code for a protein of 412 amino acids.
AUGAUGCACAGCUUAGUCGCGUUUCUACACAUUGUUGCCUCUGCACUUGUAGUGCUCGGUGUAGCAGUGGAUGAUAAUAUGAGUGAUCGUGUUGCGGAAAAUAUUUCGGAACCAAGCACUGUAAAUGCAUGCGAGAACACAACAAUCUAUAAAUUACCAGAAAACUAUUCAGAGAGAGGUCCGUGGACGGUGGGUGCUAGGAAUAUCGAACUAGCAGGAUAUAAUACUGAAGUAUGGUAUCCUGCUUUAUGGGGUAGUGAAGCAGGCAAAGACAAGCAUGUGUACGAUAUACGUCAGUGGAUACCCGAAAAUAUGGCGGAUGAUAUCCCAGAUGACAUUGUUGUAGAACAAGUGUGUGACUGCUACAUAGGUUUACCUGUAGAUUCCGAGCAUGGCCCUUAUCCUGUUAUGGUAUUCAUACAUGGAACGGCUGGAUUCCGGACACAAUCGCUCACUAUCGUGAAUCACUGGGCAAGUAGGGGGUUCAUUGUUGUGGCAGCUGACCAUCCAGGACUAUACUUAGGAUCACUGCUCAGUUUCCAACUUCAGCGGGAUGUGCCAGGGGAUGUAGAUGCGAUGAUCAACGCGCUAAAAGCAAAUGUAUCUGAUAUUGCAUUUCUUGAGGGUAAAAUGGAUCUAAGUAGGAUCGCAGUAUCAGGCCACAGUGCUGGCGGGUUCAGUCUAAAUGAUAUGGGAGAGAUCGAAGGUGUGCUUGUGCUCAUCCCGAUGGCGGCAGAUGGCACCAACGGUACAGACUUUCCGGGAUCCUCACUGAUUCUUGGCGCGGUGGACGAUGCCAUCGUUGCAUAUGACAGACAAGCAGAAGGUUAUGAAGUAACGCCGCCCAGUAAAAGGCUCGUGGGUAUCGCGAAUGCAGGCCAUCUGGCGUUCUCUGAUUUGUGUGUCAUUGGUGCUGAUGACGGCGGAAUAGUGGAGAUUGCGUUCAGCGUGGGAUUGCCAAUUCCAGAUGUUUUGUUGAAUCAGUUCGCCCGUCUAGGUACCGACGGAUGUGACCCUGGCCAAUUGGCACCCCAAAAGGGUUGGGAUAUCGUUAACUACGCUUCAUCAGCUGUGAUGGAGGAAGCGCUGAUGUGCGAUUUGAAGGCAGUGGAGGCUUUGAGGAACAUAACCGAUACUUUUGAGGAUGUAUCAGAGUAUAGAGAAGACUUGAUUAUAGUUGAUUUAGUAGAUGGGAGUACACCGCAAGACGCGGCCACGACAGAAGAUUUAAUCGUAUAGAGUACCAAGUUUUUAAAUCGGAUAUCAAGUUUCACAGCACCGUUGAAAGUCCGUUCAGUGGCCACUUCAGCGACUACCGGCACAAAAUCGAUAUACAUGCCAAAGCGAUGAAAUGAAGCAGUGGUAUAGCUCACGGUAUUUGCCGCGACUCCUGGCCAUUCUGUAAACAAUAGUAGGUUUACCGGUUAAAUAAUGGCCGGUUUAAUAAUGGCUUUCAAUUAUGGCAGCUAUAAGAGUGGUUACGGUCAGUAAUGAGCUUGUGCCGGCAGGUGUCGGCCUAAAGAAUUUCUUGGCAAGAAGAGCCCAUCAUCAAAUGGUCAAACAGAUGGCCAGGCAUAAUACUAGGGGAACAUGUAG